Molecule: messenger RNA, 576 nt
Organism: Striga hermonthica
Lineage: Eukaryota; Viridiplantae; Streptophyta; Magnoliopsida; Lamiales; Orobanchaceae
Source: the annotation of a GenBank genome assembly
AUGGCGAUUGGGAAAAAAUGUAGGUCGAGAGCAAAUGGGGAGUACGGUAUGGGGCUAGUGAGAAGCUCGUCGUUCGGGAGAAAAAGAGUUGCCCUUUCGAAUGUUGUUGUCGGCGGCUCGGAUUUUCAGAGCGGCGAUUUUGCGGCCACGUCGCCGUCGAAACGACGGUGCCCCGAUCAAGAUUCAGUCUUUUCAGAAGAACAAUCUGUGCUCGAGAAUUUGCCUCAAGAAAUUCUGAUCAAGGUACUCUGUGGUGUGGAGCAUGAUGACUUGAAGAGGCUGUUCUUCGUUUCUAAAGCAAUUAGAGAAGCUACGAUGAUUGCCAAGCAGCACCAUUUUGCCUACAGCACUCCAAGAAAGCUGUUUGGGUUUCAAUACAACGGGUAUUUCGGUGAUUUUGACGAGGCCGAGGCCCCGAAUGCCCCGAAGCAAUCUAGGGUUCCACGGCAUAGGUUAACCGCAAAGAAAUUAUCCGAGAUUUCGGUUAAACUAUUUGCUUCCGGUGAAGAUGAUGACGACGAUGCGUGUUUUUUGCCGAGGCGGAAUUUAUGUUUCGAAAUGGAGAUUGGCAGCUGA